This is a messenger RNA of Magallana angulata, 933 nucleotides long. Its product is annotated as dynein light chain Tctex-type protein 2B-like. The transcript has 2 exons. Gene Ontology annotation, biological process: microtubule-based movement. The record is from RefSeq and is a predicted model, not a curated record. The coding region runs from base 153 to 776 and encodes 207 amino acids. NCBI's taxonomy places the organism in Eukaryota, Metazoa, Mollusca, Bivalvia, Ostreida, Ostreidae. Gene Ontology annotation, cellular component: cytoplasmic dynein complex; cytoplasm. Gene Ontology annotation, molecular function: dynein intermediate chain binding.
AAUGUUUUUCGAGUUGUCCAGAAUUUAAAGUUCCCCGAUCAUCGAUUGGAGUCCGCCCCGCCCUCCGCCAAUUCACUCCAAUACCACGACAGUCGGCAGAGGAUCCCGCACUACCAACAUGCUGUAGGGACUUUGUAUGUAAGCUAACCGAUAUGAGUGAUCGCUUAACCAUGGAAGCAUUGGAACAACACCAGCACGACGGUGUCCCCCGACAACGGAGGAGAUCCUCCAUCAAACCCGAGGGCUCCGAGAGCACCGCCCCGGGUCUGGUGGGUCCCAACUUUCGGCGAAUGUCGCGGAUAGAGCCGCGACCGAGCAUACAGUACGGACUCUCGGGCAGACGACCGUCUCAAGCUUCCCGCCGAACUAGCAUCUCCGGCACGUCACAGGGAACUAAGCAUCACGUGAUCCCAGUCCGACUACAGAAUACCUACCGAAUGCAUCCCGAGUCUAAGGAGAAAUUCAAUGCCGGUCCGGUGGAGAAAAUCAUGAAGAGUGUGCUGGAGUCGUACCUGGAAGGUGAAGUGUAUGAACACAAAAUGUGUGCUAACCUAGCUCAGAAUUUAUCUGACGUCAUCAAGUCACGUGUGAAAGACUUAGGUUUCCCGCGGUACAAGUUAGUGUGCAAUGUGUUGAUUGGAGAAAACUCUAGCCAGGCCGUGAUGAUGACCAGUCGCUGUCUGUGGAACAGCGACACCGACAAUUUUGCGCAGGCGCGGUUCAGCAAGGGCAAGCUGUUUGCCAUAGCAACAGUGUUUGCAACCUAUUUUGAGUGACCUCAUUUUCUUUUAAACCCUUCAGUGCAAUGGAACAGCGAUACAUUUAGCUCAAUUAAUUUGAUAUCAUUGACUUUCUUUUUAUUUAUAAUUAUUUAUCAGGAGUGUGAUGUUUGUGAUAAUGUGAUAACAAAUAUAAUAAACUAUACAGAUUUUA